AUGGCCAACAACUUCACUUCUUUGGUUAACAAGCCCAUUACCGAGACCUCCUCGAGAUGCCUGACAGAGUCCGUCACCACCGCCCACAACUUUGAGGUGACUAGCUACUCGCUGCUCCAGGGUAUGGGUGCCCGUAAGUUCAUCAGCUCAAGCAAGUUCAGCAACAGCGGUUACGGCUGGAACAUGAUAAUAUAUCCUGAUGGAUUGCAUGAGGAUACAGGUGCCUACAUGUCGGCCUUCUUGUGUUUCUGCAGUGGGACAACAGAUGCAAAGGUGAAGUACACUUUUAGUUUACUGGAGAAAGAUGGAGAAGUUAAUAAUCUAGAGAGUGCGACAUAUACCUUUAAGCAAGUAGGUGGUUGCUGGGGCUGGGGCAAGUUUAUUGCGAACUCCAAGCUUAAGGAACUGCUAUCCCGCAAUGGCGACUGCUUCACAAUCAGAUGUGUUUUGACCGUCGUGAAAGAGCCUCACACAGAAGAUAGCACACUCAUAGUCCCAGUUCCGCAGUCGGAUCUGCACACACACUUUGCAACCAUGUUGAAGGAUGGAGAAGGCAUGGAUGUGACAUUCAGUGUCCAUGAUCAACUUUUCAAUGCACACAAAUGCGUGUUAGCUGCGCGAUCAUACGUCUUCAAGGCCGAGCUCUUUGGUCAAAUGAAAGAGACCACCAUGAAACACAUCAAGAUUGAUGACAUGGAGCCUUCCAUCUUUGAGGCACUCCUCCACUUCAUAUACACGGAUACUCUGCCAAGCAACUGUGAUGUUGAUCAGAAUGUGACAUUGCAGCACUUGUUGGUUGCCGCAGAUCGCUAUGGACUGGACAGGCUAAAGGCUAUCUGUGAAGGGAAACUAUGCAAGAGAAUUGAUGUGCAGACAGUUGCAACCACCCUUGCUUUAGCGGAACAGCACCAGACCGUGCAACUCAAGAAUGCUUGUCUCAGAUACCUUUCUUCACAGGGCGUGCUUCGAGCUGUCAAGGAGACCGAUGGAUUCAGGCACCUCACAACAAGCUGCCCAUCAAUCAUGGUGGACAUUUUAGACAUAGUCACCCCACCUUCAGUAGUAUGA
Hordeum vulgare subsp. vulgare (domesticated barley) is the source of this 1068-nucleotide messenger RNA. RefSeq names its product BTB/POZ and MATH domain-containing protein 2-like. Bases 1 to 1068 code for a protein of 355 amino acids. The transcript has a single exon. Lineage: Eukaryota; Viridiplantae; Streptophyta; Magnoliopsida; Poales; Poaceae. Gene Ontology annotation, biological process: protein ubiquitination. The record is from RefSeq and is a predicted model, not a curated record. Gene Ontology annotation, molecular function: protein binding.